Gasterosteus aculeatus aculeatus (three-spined stickleback) is the source of this 1733-nucleotide messenger RNA. It is a transcript of the gene clp1, whose product is annotated as cleavage factor polyribonucleotide kinase subunit 1. Gene Ontology annotation, cellular component: mRNA cleavage factor complex; nucleus. Gene Ontology annotation, molecular function: polynucleotide 5'-hydroxyl-kinase activity. The record is from RefSeq and is a predicted model, not a curated record. Gene Ontology annotation, biological process: tRNA splicing, via endonucleolytic cleavage and ligation; mRNA 3'-end processing. NCBI's taxonomy places the organism in Eukaryota, Metazoa, Chordata, Actinopteri, Perciformes, Gasterosteidae.
CGCGAGCCUCCAGCCGACGUUGAACAUUAUUGGUUGAGAGAGAUGUGACCUCAUCAUCACGCGACCAACCACGGCGUUGGCCUUCGAGAGCUGGGAACCUACUUUUCAAACUACGACAGGCUUGAAUUUAGGCAUCAUGGCAACAGACGGUGUGGAAUCGACUAGUGAAGAGGUCCCGGUUCCUGGGAAGGUCAGCACCAGGUUUGACCUGGAGAAGGAGACGGAACUUCGGUUUGAGGUGGAGGCCGGGGAGGCAGUGGAGCAGGUGGAGCUGGAGCUCCUUACAGGCAUGGCGGAGGUGUUUGGCUCCGAGCUGAACCGCAACAAGAAGUACACAUUUGGACCGGGCGCUAAGAUUGCAGUUUUCACUUGGCAAGGCUGCAGUGUCAAUCUUUAUGGGAAGCCAGAGGUGGCUUAUGUUUCAAAGGAUACUCCCAUGCUGCUUUACCUGAACACACAUGCUGCCCUGGAACAGAUGAGAAAACAAGCAGAGAGGGACAACGAGAGGGGGCCGAGGGUGAUGGUGGUUGGACCUACAGAUGUGGGAAAGUCAACAGUGUGCCGUCUGCUACUAAGCUAUGCUGUAAGGGUGGGCCGGAGGCCAACGUUGGUGGAACUGGAUGUUGGACAGAGUGGGGUGUCUGUACCCGGUACAGUGUCGGCACUGUGCAUUGAGCGCCCGGCAGAUGUAGAGGAGGGUUUUUCAGUCCAGGCUCCUUUGGUGUACCACUUUGGCUCUACUACCCCUGGGACCAAUAUCAAACUAUAUAAUAAGCUAACGUCGUGCUUAGCCGAGGUGUUUUCCCAGCGCUGUGAGGUGAACCGGAAAGCUAGUGUGGGCGGCUGCAUCAUCAACACCUGCGGCUGGGUGAAGGGCUCUGGAUACCAGGCUCUAGUGCACUGUGCCUCUGCCUUCGAGGUGGACGUGGUGCUGGUGCUGGACCACGAGCGGCUCUACAAUGAACUCAAACGAGACCUCCCCCACUUUGUGCGGGUUGUUCUCCUACCCAAGUCCGGGGGGGUCGUAGAGCGCUCCAAGGAGUGCCGGCGGGACACGCGGGAUGAGAAGAUCCGUGAGUAUUUCUACGGCUUCCGUGGAGUGACCUUCUACCCCUUCUCCUACGAAGUGCGUUUCUCCGACGUCCGCAUCUACAAAAUCGGAGCGCCAUCCAUCCCGGACUCUUGCUUGCCACUGGGAAUGUCUCAGGAUGACACACAGCUAAAGCUUGUGCCCGUGACGCCGGGGAGGGACCUCACGUAUCAUGUGCUAAGCGUGAGCAGUGCAGAGGACGGAGAGGAAGGUGCCAGAAAGGGUAUUGUAGAGAGCCCCGUGUGUGGCUUUAUAGUGGUGACUAAUGUGGACACUCAGACACAGGUGAUGAAAGUGCUGUCCCCAGCGCCCAGACCACUGCCCAGGCACACGCUACUCAUCAUGGACAUCCGCUUCAUGGACAUGAAAUGAAGGGAAGAGCACUUUGUUGGGGAGGAGUUCUGUAAAGAAAUGUAGUUUCCUAGUUGGGUCUUUGUGUUUCUCUGUAUGAGCUAAAGAUGGCAAAAGAUGGAAGGUUCAGUACAGUUGCUGUAAAUUAUACCCUGUUUUUUAGCCCACAAUGCACAGAUGUUUGGGAAAUAUGUGGCACGGGAUGUUUUUAUCAGUGCCCUAAUCACCUUUUUGAUAAUGUUUCAUCUACAUUGUUUUUCUUCUGCGUAAUAAAUUUCUGAAAUGUAAAACA